Messenger RNA from Orbilia oligospora ATCC 24927, 1125 nucleotides. RefSeq lists its product as uncharacterized. The transcript is spliced from 2 exons. Gene Ontology annotation, molecular function: S-methyl-5-thioribose-1-phosphate isomerase activity. The record is from RefSeq and is a predicted model, not a curated record. The coding region runs from base 1 to 1125 and encodes 374 amino acids. NCBI's taxonomy places the organism in Eukaryota, Fungi, Ascomycota, Orbiliomycetes, Orbiliales, Orbiliaceae.
AUGGCUCUUCAAGCUAUCAAAUACACCCGAGGCACCCUCUCAAUCCUCGACCAACUCUUCCUCCCCCACCAAUCAAUCUACAUCUCCGUCCCCGACGUAACAACCGCCUGGAAUGCCAUCAAAACAAUGCAAGUCCGGGGUGCGCCCGCCAUUGCCAUCGUCGCCGUCCUCUCCCUCGCCGUGGAACUCCAUAACAACCCUCCUUCCUCCAACCCAAAAGAAGAAAUACACCAGAAACUAGACUACCUCGUUACUUCCCGCCCUACAGCAGUGAACUUGGCUGACGCCUCUAACAAACUAAAGUCGCUUACGAAUUCCGUUGCAAAUGAAACUCCGGAGAUUGUCACAAAGACGUUUAUUGAGGCUGCAGAACAGAUGUUGACGCAGGAUGUGGAGGAUAAUAAGGCGAUUGGACAUCAUGGCGCCCAGUGGAUCCAGAAUGCUGUUGGGAAGACUUCUGAUAUAAAAGUCCUUACCCACUGCAAUACCGGGAGCCUGGCAACAGCCUCAUACGGCACGGCCCUCGGCAUCAUCCGGUCCUUACACUCCGAUACCUCCCUCUCCCAUGCCUACUGCACCGAAACUCGACCCUAUAACCAGGGUUCCCGACUCACAGCCUACGAAUUAGUCCACGAGAAGAUCCCUUCUACUUUAAUAACCGACUCCAUGGCUGCUUCUCUUCUCUCCCACCAACAGAUCUCGGCGAUAAUAGUUGGAGCCGACCGAGUCGCUGCUAACGGAGAUACUGCGAAUAAAAUUGGUACUUUCCAAUUAGCUAUAAUUGCCAAACACUUUGGAGUUAAAUUUGUGGUUGCGGCGCCAACUACCUCUGUUGAUUUGGAGACUAAGAGCGGAGAGGGGAUUAAGAUUGAGCAGAGGCCUGGGUGGGAGGUUUUGGUGGUUUCGGGACCGACGGUUGUUAAUGUUCCUGGGAAGGAUGAUGGGACGGUGAAGGUUAAUGUGGAAGAUGUUAGGAGUGUUAAGCAGGCUGCUGAUGGGAUUGGCGUUUUUAAUCCCAGUUUUGAUGUUACACCUGCGGCUUUGAUUGAUGCUAUUGUUACGGAGAAUGGAGUGGUUGAGAAGAAUGCGGAUGGGGUGUUUCCUAUGCAUGAAGCCUUUAAAUAA